Messenger RNA from Pygocentrus nattereri (red-bellied piranha), 1428 nucleotides. RefSeq names its product ras-related protein Rap-2b. Gene Ontology annotation, cellular component: plasma membrane. The transcript has 2 exons. Gene Ontology annotation, biological process: Rap protein signal transduction; negative regulation of cell migration. Gene Ontology annotation, molecular function: GTPase activity; GDP binding; GTP binding. The record is from RefSeq and is a predicted model, not a curated record. NCBI's taxonomy places the organism in Eukaryota, Metazoa, Chordata, Actinopteri, Characiformes, Serrasalmidae. Bases 376 to 924 code for a protein of 182 amino acids.
CCAGCGGGGCAGGCGUGGUGCCUGUUGCCCAUAAAGGGACUCGGUGCUGCGCGGGCGCGCGGCGCCUUUAAGAAACUCCCCGCUCGCGCUGUGACGUGAAGACGUCGCGCGCUGAGGACUGUGGGGCAGGAAGGGAGUGUGUGUGUGUGUGUGUGUGUUUGUGCGCGAGAGAGCGCGACAGAGAAGAGUGUGUGCGCGCGCUGAACACGGAGCCACCGCACACGGUCCGUCCGCGACGGGCUUUCUGAUGCAGGGGCACGGCCCGGGGCAGGCUCGCGCUCACCGAGGAGAGGGAAACGAGCGCGCGGGUGCGCGGUGUGUGUGUGAGUGUGUGUGAGUGUGAGUGAGUGGGUGAGCGAGCGAGCGCGCGGAGCCAUGAGAGAGUACAAAGUGGUGGUGCUGGGCUCGGGCGGCGUGGGCAAGUCCGCGCUGACGGUGCAGUUCGUGACCGGCUCGUUCAUCGAGAAGUACGACCCCACCAUCGAGGACUUCUACCGCAAGGAGAUCGAGGUGGACUCGUCGCCCUCCGUGCUGGAGAUCCUGGACACGGCGGGCACGGAGCAGUUCGCCUCCAUGCGCGACCUGUACAUCAAGAACGGCCAGGGCUUCAUCCUGGUCUACAGCCUGGUCAACCAGCAGAGCUUCCAGGACAUCAAGCCCAUGCGCGACCAGAUCGUGCGCGUCAAGCGCUACGAGCGCGUGCCCAUGGUGCUGGUGGGCAACAAGGUGGACCUGGACGGCGAGCGCGAGGUGGCGGCCGGCGAGGGCAAGGCGCUGGCCGACGAGUGGAACUGCCCGUUCAUGGAGACCUCGGCCAAGAACAAGAGCUCCGUGGACGAGCUGUUCGCCGAGAUCGUCCGGCAGAUGAACUACGCGGCGGCUCCCGGCGGGGACGAGCAGUGCUGCGCGUGCGCGAUCCUGUGAGAGAGGAACGGGAGCGGCGGCGGCGGCGGAGCGGGCACGCGCACCGAGAGACUACGGGGACAAAAACAAGGAGCGUGUGUGGCAUGGCCAGAGUUUCUCUCUCUCUCUCUCUCUCUCUGUCUCUCUGUCUCUCGCGCGCGCUCUCUCUCCGGAGGGCCUAUCUUGUGUUGCACGAGACAAAACAACAAGACACAGACCAACUCGGACAGCCGCGCGCGCUCACUGGAGUCUUUUUCCCGUCUUGCUCGUCUUCAGCACGGACACGGGGGACGGUUACUUUAGCAAUUCCCGUUUUUUUCCUGUUGCUCUGCUGAUCCGGAGGGGCGUGCGCUUUUUUGCAGGGGUUGUGAACUGUUGAGCUACGUGUCUAACCACCCCCCCCAACCCCCCCCCCCUUUUUUUUUUUUUGCCUUGGCUGCAGUGAGAAUUCCUUUAAGGGAGGAGGAGGAGGAGGAGACAGCUGGGGCUGUUGGGAGUCUCUCUCCCUCUCUCUUCUUUACUCUU